ACCAUAAGUCAUUAGUUUUGGUUCAGCCUUGUGUCAAGGCAACUAAAGCUUCUCUCGCUUUGCAAGAGAGGGAGGAGUGAGUGAGAUGGAAGGAGUGAUACACAGAACAGUGGAAGUGAAUGGCAUAAAAAUGCACAUAGCAGAGAAAGGAGAGGGUCCAGUGGUGUUGUUCCUCCACGGCUUCCCUGAGCUCUGGUACUCAUGGCGCCACCAGAUUCUCUCUCUCAGCUCCCUCGGCUACCGCGCCGUCGCUCCCGAUCUCCGUGGCUACGGUGACACCGAGGCACCACCUUCAAUAGACAGCUACACUUGCUUUCACAUAGUGGGUGAUCUCGUUGCGCUUAUAGACUCUCUGGGUGUCCAACAAGUGUUCCUUGUGGCUCAUGACUGGGGAGCCCUCAUGGGUUGGUAUCUGUGCAUGUUUCGCCCUGAGAAGGUGAAGGCCUACGUCUGCCUCAGUGUCCCUUUCAUCCCCAGAAACCCCAACGUCAGAACCGUAGAUGGCUUGCGUGCUAUGUAUGGAGAAGACUAUUACAUCUCCAGAUUUCAGAAACCAGGGGAAAUGGAGGCUCAGAUGGCUGAAGUUGGCACUGAGUAUGUUCUCAAAAACCUCCUUACAACUCGCAAAACUGGUCCUCCGACCUUUCCCAAGGGAGAGUACGGAACUGGAUUCAAUCCGAAUAUGACCGAUAUCUUGCCUUCUUGGCUCACAGAAGAAGAUCUAGCCUAUUAUGUCUCCAAAUUUGAGAAAACCGGCUUCACUGGAGGCUUAAACUACUACAGAAAUAUCAACUCAAAUUGGGAGCUGACGACACCAUGGACAAGAGUGCAAAUCAAGGUGCCUGUAAAAUUCAUUGCAGGUGAAUUGGACAUGGUAUACACCUCGCUAGGAAUCAAGGAGUAUAUCCACGGUGGAGGUUUCAAGGAAGACGUGCCGAAUUUAGAACAAGUGAUUGUGCAGAAAGGAGUUGCUCACUUCAAUAAUCAAGAAGCAGCAGAGGAUAUCAGUAAUUACAUACACGAUUUUAUCAACAAAUUCUGAUCUGAUCCAAAAAUGAAUUCCACCUGGAAUAAAGUCGCAGGAUCGUGCAGUUGAUGUCAAAGGGUCCAAAUUGUUAAGUUCUGUUUUUAUUUUAUUACUAGCUAUGUAACAUGGGCGACUCAUGUUAGGGCUUAUGGCAUAUUUGGGAUGACAUUAUGCAUAAAUAAGAAAAGUUAUUUUUAAUUAACUA
Messenger RNA from Glycine soja, 1232 nucleotides. RefSeq names its product epoxide hydrolase A-like. The record is from RefSeq and is a predicted model, not a curated record. Lineage: Eukaryota; Viridiplantae; Streptophyta; Magnoliopsida; Fabales; Fabaceae. Gene Ontology annotation, molecular function: hydrolase activity. Bases 86 to 1042 code for a protein of 318 amino acids. The transcript is spliced from 3 exons.